Messenger RNA from Penicillium verhagenii, 2787 nucleotides. Its product is annotated as mediator of RNA polymerase II transcription subunit 16. The coding region runs from base 1 to 2787 and encodes 928 amino acids. Gene Ontology annotation, molecular function: protein binding. Gene Ontology annotation, cellular component: mediator complex. The transcript has 10 exons. NCBI's taxonomy places the organism in Eukaryota, Fungi, Ascomycota, Eurotiomycetes, Eurotiales, Aspergillaceae. Gene Ontology annotation, biological process: positive regulation of DNA-templated transcription. The record is from RefSeq and is a predicted model, not a curated record.
AUGCCAUUGAUCAUGGAACAGGGUCUCAAUGUUGACGAUCUCUUUGGAGAGCCCGGCUCCCUCGAGCUGGGCUUGCCUGCGGGUCCACUCCCGACCAAAGGCUUACCACAAUGCCAGGAUGAAAUGCGCCUCUUAGGGUGUCGCCAGAAGAUUGCCUGGUCCCGACUGGGAUGCAUCGCAUAUAUCUCGGCAGAUGCAUUACGAGUCAAGGUCCGCCAUUUGAAAUGCAGUCCCUCAAAUGGCAAAUGGACCAUCAGUGAUGAAACUCCCCUCACUGCUAUAACAGAGGCCCAUGGCGGUAGUCCGCUCGUACACCUGUCCUGGAACGAGACCGGCUCCGAUCUGGUCGUCGUGGACUGCCUGGGCCGAAUCUCCAUCUAUCAAACCCCAGUAGCCUUGAAUAGUGUCACGGGAAUACGGCAAGCUCAUUUUGACAACGGGGAUGAUAGCAACCAAAUAGUCGGCAUGAUGUGGCUCAACACUCAACGAAUGAUCCAAUCUUUUCAUCAAGCUACCAAGGUCAAUGGUCGAUGGACUUACUCACCAUUUCGUCGCCGCCCAAUUGGCCCCUUUAACCCGACUGUCAAUAAAAGCGCUUUAAUCUGUGUGACACGAUCAGGCCAGAUUCGUCUCCACUAUCAGAAUCCAGACGGGAAAUGGGCUGAGUUGCCCGCAGAGCUGAAAACCACUGGAUACUCGGAUAGGCUGUUGACCCAUGCCUCUAUCGUUGCAACCCAAGCUGGUAUCUUGAUUGCAACUUACUCGGCAUGCCAAAAAAUUUGCCUUUAUAGAGUACAGAUCUCAUGGAACCCACCACAGUGGGAAAACGCUCCAGGGAAGCAAGGCCAAUUUCCCAUUCCAUCCUUCGCCUUCUUGCACUGCAAGAUUGAUAUGCCGAGCAGUAUCCUGGAUAUCAAUCAGGGAUCUGAAGAGCAUGCGGAUCAUCCAUUACCGUUCCACAACUCCGUGUAUUCAUUGACGUGGCUGGAGAUAAUGCCUGGUCAAAUUGAUAGCCCAACGGGAUCAACGGCUAGUCCUUGGAUUCUGGCUGUCUUUUCCAAGCCACUUCAUUCCACGCCCGAAUAUCCAGAUCACCAGGGGCCUCCCAGUGUUAUUGUCCGAUGGCAGUUGGAAAGUGCCCCUCAAAUGUUCCAUCCAAAAUUCGACGAGGUCGCGCCGAAAAAGAUGAAUAUUCAAGCAAAGUCCAAGAUGGAGCUGCGUCGGCUAGACGACAUUCACUGCGAGAAAUUCAUUCUAUCCGUGGAUGUGGUAGAGCAUGGAACUGCUCUGGCUGUCACGCUUGAUGACAGUUCAGUUAGAUUCUACGAUACACGCACAAUGGCUGUUUUCAAUGGAUUGGACGAUGCCAGCACAGUGACCUGUCUGGCUCAAGCAGGAUUCCAGUUCCCCAUGGACACGCCGGGCAUUUCUAUUGCCUUUUCUCCUAAUACUUGCGCUGCCAUGGUGCUGGACUCAGAAGGGCAAACACAUAUAAAGUCAAUGGAACAUCCCUUUGGAGCUAGCGAUGGCCUUUUCGAUGAUAGCAAAUUUUCAGCUGCAAUUGCGGCCCUCACGCUAGCCUUCAGUCGUGGAUCUGGCGCCGAGAUGAACACAGAUGAUAUUCUUAUGGUUGCCCUGAAGCAGCUCACGCCUGACGCUCAAUCAGCAUUCAUCGGCGAAGUGUAUCGUGGCUUGCCAGUGAAUUGUAAUUUCACCGUUGAAACCGAAAAGCUCAUGACACAUCCAUACAUUCCUCGAUGUUUAAGCUUGCAGACUGCUUUGGGAUUCAAAGGAAGACUCAAGCGCCGGGCCCUGCCAUUUGCCGUUCCAUGGGCAAUUCUCCAGCUCCGCCAUGCCGCCGUGCUAAUUGUAUACUAUUUCCAACACGGUAAAUCAGGGCAAGGCGAUCCUAAUGAUCCAGAAAUCCUACGGGUACUUAUGGGCAAUAUAAAAUGGGUCCUAGACUUCACACAUUUCGUCUUGAGCGAGGUAUUCGAUCUCGCCGACGACUUCGAAAGCCUCUUCACCGACCUAGACGCCUUCACUCAAAAACUGAAAACCGCAAACUCCGCCCCCCUCAUCGUCCUCCUCUCCAGCAUGUCCCGCGCCUUCCUCCGCUUCAUCUGCCGCGGCCUCCGAGGCCUCCACACCUCCUUCGCCCAAACCAACCCAGCAACACUCCCCAACGCCUCAAGAGCCUACCACAUGGAAAUCUGCCAAAUGCUCGAAUCCUCCCCCGUCCGCAUCGACAUCUACGAAAAGUUCCUAGCAGGCGUCGACUCCGCCGUCAAACACGCCUACCAAGGCUCCGGCUUCGGCGACGCAGAACGACCAGGUCCCGAACGGGAGGUCCUGGUCAACGCGCGCAUCCCGCCCGUCCUCGUCACAGCCGUCGCAACCCUGCUGAAACAAACAGUCCCCUCGAUGAAAUCAGAAAUCAACCGCAAAGAUAUCCUCCUGGGCGACUAUAGUUGGCUUGGUUUCGGGGCCGAUGCCCGCACAGCCAUGUACCGACGGCAUCGGGAUGUUGAUAUCCUGAAGAAGAUUCCGAUGCGGCCGCCGCUUGCUGUGGGGCGGAAUGGGCGAGUUGUUCAGGCGCAGAAGAGGAAGAGAUGUGUACGAUGUGGUGAGGUUACGGGUGAUGCGGGGUCUCCGAAGUCUAUACUGUAUUAUAGAAUGGUUUCUAAGUUGCUUUUGUUGCGGUCUUGUCCGUGUGGGGGAAUGUGGAUGCUGGAGUCGGAUGAGCCUGGGGGUGAGAGGGGUGGGGACCACUUAUCGCAUGGCUAG